Aspergillus heteromorphus CBS 117.55 is the source of this 575-nucleotide messenger RNA. RefSeq lists its product as uncharacterized. NCBI's taxonomy places the organism in Eukaryota, Fungi, Ascomycota, Eurotiomycetes, Eurotiales, Aspergillaceae. The transcript has 3 exons. Bases 196 to 489 code for a protein of 97 amino acids. The record is from RefSeq and is a predicted model, not a curated record.
AUGGAGGCUAAUUCUUCCAGGCUGGGUAUUUCCCCAGCAUGGUCUUAACCACCGUUGUGUCCCAUGGAUGCGGUCAGGCAUUGCUGCAACCGGCCAGGUCCGGCCAUGACCGUUACAGUCGAGCUCUAUAACUAGAUCAAGCCAUGUCUACAACUCACCACCCACAAAGUCUAUCCCGACGAUCCUGACAAUCCCAUGCCCCGACCCGUCGGCACCACCCCAUCACGUCAUCCCGAUGAUGCCUUGCCCAUCCGGAACCAACCAACUCCCAAGUCGCAGACAUCAAGACCUGGCCCGGUCAGGGCCAGGGUCCACUGGCGCUGCCCCAUGCGGGGGUCUCCCCAGAUGAUCGCGCGCUUCGGCCAUCUUCUUUCAAACAGAUCUUCGCUCGGCCGUCGCGCGGCGGCUGUGAUUGCACGGUCGACUCGACGCGACCCGUCUGACUGCAUUGACUUUGUCAGUCAAUAUACACAUAUUCUCUCCUGUUAGCUGUCUCUGGCCGUGUGUCACACGCGCAAGCUAUCACGCAACAGAGAGAAGACCGGUCUGGUCUGUUGCUUGCUUUUCUCGACCUU